CUGUGGUGUAGCUGUCCCUUUGAUGAAUUAUUUCACAUUUUCACCCAUACCCUCUCUCUCUAUCCGUCAUAAAGAAACCCUCUCAGCUCCUGAAUCCCUAGAAGGCAUCCUCAUUUUCCUCAGGUGAGAUGAAGCAGAAAGAAGCAUACUAUUACUCCUCCACUACUCUCACACUCUUGCUAGCCACACUCUACUUGGCAGCGUGUGCCUCAGCGCAAGGCAAUGUUGGGCAACGCCAGCUUCUCUACUACAGAGACGAGUUCGGCGACAGGGAAGAGAAUGUGACGCUAGACCCUUCCCUAGCCUUCGAAAACGACCCUCUCAGAAACGCUUACAUAGCCUUGCAGGCUUGGAAGCAAGCCAUUUUGUCCGAUCCCCACAACCAGACAACCGACUGGGUUGGAUCCGAUGUUUGCAGCUACACCGGAGUUUACUGUGCUCCCUCGCUCGACAACCCAAAGAUCCGCACCGUAGCCGGCAUUGAUCUCAACCACGGCAACAUUGCCGGUUACUUACCCGAAGAGCUUGGCUUGCUCGUCGAUCUCGCACUCUUCCAUGUAAACUCCAACAGGUUCUGCGGCACUGUGCCGCACAAGUUUGAGAGGCUCAAACUUCUCUACGAGUUGGAUCUCAGUAACAACCGCUUCGCAGGGAAGUUCCCUGAGGUGGUGCUGCGGCUUCCCUCGCUCAAAUUCUUGGAUCUCAGGUUCAAUGAGUUCGAAGGGACGGUGCCCAGGGACUUGUUCGAUAAGGACCUCGACGCCAUUUUCAUAAACGACAACCGUUUCGUCUUUGACCUUCCCGACAACUUCGGAAACUCGCCCGUCUCCGUCAUCGUGCUCGCUAACAACCAUUUCCACGGCUGCAUUCCGCCCAGCCUGGGCAACAUGUCGAACCUCAACGAGAUUAUCUUGAUGAACAAUGCCUUCAGAUCCUGCUUGCCCUCGGAGAUUGGGCGUUUGAAGAACUUAACGGUGUUCGACGUGAGCAUCAACCAGCUGCUGGGUCCGUUGCCGGACGCCGUCGGAAACGCCGUCAGCCUGGAGCAGCUGAAUGUGGCGCACAACUUGCUAUCGGGUAAAAUUCCGGCUAGUAUUUGCAUGUUGCCAAAUCUUCAGAACUUUACCUAUUCUUUUAACUUCUUCACCGGCGAGCCUCCGGCGUGCCUCGCCUUGCCGGCGUUUGAUGAUCAGAGAAACUGCUUGCCGGCCAGGCCUCUUCAGAGGCCUCCGGCGCAAUGUAAGUCGUUCUUGUCUAAGCCUGUGGACUGUAACUCCUUUAAGUGUAAACCAUUUGUUCCUUCACCUUCAACACCUUCACCAUCACCAUUUCCUUCACCUCCAUCUCCUGUAACACCUUCACCAUUUCCUUCACCUACAACACCUUCACCUCCAUCACCUACGACACCUUCUCCAAUUCAUACACCUCCAUCCCCUUCAACACCUUCACCUACGACACCUUCACCAUUGCCUUCCCCAACAACACCUUCUCCAAUUCAUACACCUCCAUCCCCUUCAACACCUUCACCAUUUCCUUCACCAACAACACCUUCUCCAAUUCAUACACCUCCAUCCCCUUCAACACCUUCACCUACGACACCUUCACCAUUGCCUUCCCCAACAACACCUUCUCCAAUUCAUACACCUCCAUCCCCUUCAACACCUUCACCUACGACACCUUCACCAUUGCCUUCCCCAACAACACCUUCUCCAAUUCAUACACCUCCAUCCCCUUCAACACCUUCACCUACGACACCUUCACCAUUGCCUUCCCCAACAACACCUUCUCCAAUUCAUACACCUCCAUCCCCUUCAACACCUUCACCUACGACACCUUCACCAUUGCCUUCCCCAACAACACCUUCUCCAAUUCAUACACCUCCAUCCCCUUCAACACCUUCACCAUUUCCUUCACCAACAACACCUUCGCCAAUUCAUACACCUCCAUCACCUACGACACCUUCACCGCUACCUUCACCUCCAUCACCUAUAACACCACCAAUUCAUACACCUCCAUCACCCGUAACACCUUCACCAAUUCACACACCUCCAUCACCUUCAACACCUUCACCACUACCUUCUCCUCCGUCACCUGGAACACCUUCACCUCCAUCACCAGGGACACCUUCACCUCCAUCACCGGCGACACAUCCUUGGCCACCACAUUCUUCCCCUGCACCACCUUCUCCGGAGCAACCCUCACCCACUCCAACGCCACCCUACUGUGACCAGUCUCCGCCGCCACCUCCGCCUGCUCCAACAUUCUUCCCUCCACCACACCCAAAAUCACAUCCACCACCUGUUUAUCCUCAUUUAUCACCACCACCACCACACCCAUCUCACACUCCUUCCCCUUCACCACCUCCACCGGUUCAAUACACUUACCCUUCGCCGCCGCCACCUUCACCGGUUUACCAAUCUCCGCCGCCGACAACGCCGCCUCCAUGCGAAACUCCACCGGAAGCUUCUCCGCCGCCACCGGUUGUAUACAACCCUCCUCCUGCCCCUGUAUAUGAAGGGCCGUUGCCACCUAUCAUCGGAGUCCCAUACGCAUCGCCUCCGCCACCACCCUUUUAUUAGUUCUUUUGAGGAUUUUUCCUUCCACGACCAAACAAGUACCACGCUUCAUUAUUGCGGCCCUUUAUCCUCCAAUGUUAUGCGACUCUCGUCGCUUAUGAAGAAAACUGAUUACAACGACAAGACUUUGCGAAGCAGCUUUUGUUCUGUGUUUAAUAGUCAAAAGAAACAGAGAAGAGGUUGCAGCAAAGGGGGGGUAAGAUAAGAGGAGAAACUAUCUCUCCAUAUUGAUUUGAAUAUCGCAGUUGCGAAAUAAUAAUGGCAGAGAAAUGUAUGUAUAGGAUGAAUUGGAGAGCUUUAAGUUAUGCCUGCAAUGACAGUAGCGGUUGCACUUUCUGCUGCCGCUGCAACUUAUUUUUAUUGUUAUCGUCUCUCUUUAUAUCAUACUUUUAUAUAUUUUUUUUUAUAAAUUUUGUUUCUUUCGCUUGUCAAUUUGUUAGUACAAUUUAUCAACAUUCCACUUAAACCGUGAUAAUUCCUUUCUCUUA
Messenger RNA from Cajanus cajan (pigeon pea), 3064 nucleotides. RefSeq names its product leucine-rich repeat extensin-like protein 4. The record is from RefSeq and is a predicted model, not a curated record. Lineage: Eukaryota; Viridiplantae; Streptophyta; Magnoliopsida; Fabales; Fabaceae. Gene Ontology annotation, molecular function: protein binding.